Molecule: messenger RNA, 420 nt
Organism: Lathyrus sativus (Indian pea)
Lineage: Eukaryota; Viridiplantae; Streptophyta; Magnoliopsida; Fabales; Fabaceae
Source: the annotation of a GenBank genome assembly
AUGGAUGACAUGCCGGGAUAUAUGCGUUUCUGCUUGAACACAGGGAAGCUGGUUUUUUUGGCAAUUUUAGUCUCGGGAGGAAUUGUCUUACAAAUUUUGGCUUGUGCUUUGUAUAGUAAUUGGUGGCCGAUGCUUAGUGCGAUAUCGUAUGUGCUUCUUCCAAUGCCUUUGCUGUUCUUUGCUGGGUCUGAUGGUUCUUCCAUGUUUUCCGAAUCUGAUAAUACCUGGGUGAAUAUUGCCAAGUUCUUGACAGGAGCCUCAACUCUCGGAGGCAUUGCCAUUCCGAGCAUUUUAAAGCAUGCCGGGGUGAUCGGUUGGGCAGCCUUUGCAAUGGAACUCUCUUCUUUCUUUGUGUUUGUAUUAGCUAUAUUGUGUUACCUGGGGAUGAGCGAGGAAGAUAGUUAUUACAGUAUGCUAUGA